UGGUUUAGAAGUGUUGCGGGUGUGCGAAGGAGUCGCUCGCUGCGAAAGCCUGGAUUUUGAAUUAAACUGAAAACAGACAGUGACGGACCGUAACAGCUUACCAUGGAUAUGUUCUGCUGAGGUGGCGCACUGUAGCCGAAGAUAUCACUUGUUUUUAGAGUUUUUAUUCGUAAAGAUGUUGGAUAAAAGGAUUGUUGACCUGCGUUCGGAUCAGCUGGAAGGCGUGAGAGCAAAAAAUGUUAAGGAGCACUUUGAGAAGCAAUAUAAGAUGGGCUCUCUUCUGGGAAGCGGCGGGUUCGGUUCUGUGUUCUCCGGACAGCGCAUUUCAGACGGACUACAGGUCGCUGUCAAACAAAUAUCCUGUGAUAGAAUUCAGCAGUGGGCCAGUCUGCCUGGUGCAGCAAACGCAGUUCCCAUGGAGAUCGCUCUCCUGCUGUGUCUGGGCAGAGGUUCAGGGUCGGGUCACCGCGGCAUCAUCCGGAUGCUCGACUGGUUUGAGAUGCCGGGUCAGGGAUACCUCAUUGUGUUUGAGAAACCCCAACACUGCCAGGACCUGUUUGACUUCAUCACUGAACGUGGGGCCCUGGAGGAGCCCAUUGCACAGAGGUUCCUCAAACAGGUCAUUGAAGCCCUGCAAUUCUGCCACUCCGAGGGAAUUGUGCACCGGGACAUCAAAGAUGAGAACAUCCUCGUUGACACCCGCACCGGAGACAUCAAAAUCAUUGACUUUGGAUCUGGAGCUGUACUGAAGGACUCCAUUUACACUGACUUUGAAGGAACGCGAGUCUACAGCCCUCCAGAGUGGAUCCUUCACCAGCGUUACAGCGCUCGUCCGCUCACCGUGUGGUCGCUGGGCGUACUUCUGUUUGACAUGGUGUGUGGAGACAUUCCCUUUGAGCGGGACGCUGACAUUGUACAUGCCACUCCAAGUUUCACUAAACGCAUCUCCAAAGGUGAGCCUGCAA
This is a messenger RNA of Sinocyclocheilus grahami, 965 nucleotides long. RefSeq names its product serine/threonine-protein kinase pim-2-like. Gene Ontology annotation, cellular component: cytoplasm. The annotation marks the transcript as partial. Gene Ontology annotation, molecular function: ATP binding; protein serine/threonine kinase activity. The record is from RefSeq and is a predicted model, not a curated record. Gene Ontology annotation, biological process: protein autophosphorylation; negative regulation of apoptotic process. The transcript has 6 exons. NCBI's taxonomy places the organism in Eukaryota, Metazoa, Chordata, Actinopteri, Cypriniformes, Cyprinidae.